AUGCCAAGUACGUGUUCGCAUUCGUGCCUUCUCAGCGCCGCCCCCACCAGCCCACCAUCGCGCCGCCCUCCGCCCACUCACGCCUGUCCACCCACCCACUCAGUGUACAGCUCGACCGGCCCAUAUUUAAUCGCCGGCCCUCGUCGUCGUCCACGCUGCAUCACCACCUCGCAUAUCGUCAAAACGGCGCCCCCAGCCCCAGCCCCCGCCGACGACGCCCCGCGCUCGUCGUCUCCUCUGCGCAUCGCCCGGCAGCUGACCACGGCCUCGGCCAUCCUCUGGGACCCCAAGUUUACAUCGCGACCGCCGCCCGCCAGCCUCAAGCCCGUCCACGCCGGCACCCUCGUGGCCCCCCAGCGCACCGACUCGUCCAUCAGCGUCCGCAGCCUCGGCGACGGCGACGGCGUGCCUCUGGUGCCCACCAUGGACAACCGACGCCACCCCAGCUCCUUCCAGCAGCUCGAGAAGCUCGGCGAGGGCACCUAUGCCACGGUGUUCAAGGGCCGCAACCGCCAGACGGGCGAGCUCGUGGCCCUCAAGGAGAUCCACCUCGACUCGGAAGAGGGCACCCCCUCGACGGCCAUCCGCGAGAUCUCCCUUAUGAAGGAGCUGCGCCAUGAGAACAUUGUCCUGCUGCACGAUGUCAUCCACACGGAGAACAAGCUCAUGCUCGUCUUUGAGUUCAUGGAUAAGGACCUGAAGCGCUACAUGGACUCGCGCGGCGACCGCGGCGCCCUCGACCCCGCCACCAUCAAGUCCUUCAUGUACCAGCUGCUCAAGGGCAUUGCCUUUUGCCACGAGGCCCGCGUCCUGCACCGCGACCUGAAGCCCCAGAACCUGCUCAUCAACAACCGCGGACAGCUGAAGCUAGCCGACUUUGGCCUUGCCCGUGCUUUUGGCAUCCCAGUUAAUACCUUCUCCAACGAGGUCGUCACCCUGUGGUACCGUGCGCCCGACGUGCUGCUUGGCAGCCGUACCUACAACACGAGCAUCGACAUCUGGUCGGCAGGCUGCAUCAUGGCUGAGAUGUAUACGGGCCGGCCCCUCUUCCCUGGAACCACUAACGAAGAUCAAGUGCAGAAGAUCUUCAGGCUAAUGGGCACACCCUCGGAGCGAUCAUGGCCGGGCAUUUCGCAAUUACCCGAAUACAAGAACAACUUCCCUGUCUACCACACCCAAGACCUGCGCCUAAUUUUACCCCAGGUCGACCAGGUUGGCCUGAAUCUGCUCAACAGCAUGCUCCAGCUCCGCCCGGAGAUGCGCAUAUCGGCCGCCAAUGCUCUUCAGCACCCCUGGUUCAAUGACCUGCCACAAAGGCAACAAGAAGUCGCCCAAAUGCAGGCUCAGGCCCACGCUCAGGCUCAGCAGGCUCAAAUGGGUGGAGGCUACCAAGUGCCUCAGAAUGCCUAUUAG
This is a messenger RNA of Exserohilum turcica Et28A, 1413 nucleotides long. RefSeq lists its product as uncharacterized. Gene Ontology annotation, biological process: protein phosphorylation. NCBI's taxonomy places the organism in Eukaryota, Fungi, Ascomycota, Dothideomycetes, Pleosporales, Pleosporaceae. The record is from RefSeq and is a predicted model, not a curated record. The coding region runs from base 1 to 1413 and encodes 470 amino acids. Gene Ontology annotation, cellular component: nucleus; cytoplasm. Gene Ontology annotation, molecular function: ATP binding; cyclin-dependent protein serine/threonine kinase activity. The transcript has 2 exons.